Messenger RNA from Homalodisca vitripennis (glassy-winged sharpshooter), 1188 nucleotides. Its product is annotated as radial spoke head 1 homolog. Gene Ontology annotation, biological process: axoneme assembly; spermatid development. Lineage: Eukaryota; Metazoa; Arthropoda; Insecta; Hemiptera; Cicadellidae. The record is from RefSeq and is a predicted model, not a curated record. Gene Ontology annotation, cellular component: nucleus; motile cilium.
AUGCAGGAGUUCGUGAAGACGUUUACGACAACUGAAUUGCUGACCGCAAUGGAACGAAGAGCAGAGUUCAACGCCAUGAUAGAGAACAAGGCUGAGGGACCGAAUCAGCAACUCCAUGACAUCAAACUCUGCCCAAAGGCCUCAGGGAGUCCAGCAAUGAAUAUGAAGGGGAAAGAAAACACAGAAAAGCAGAGACAUGGUAAAGGAAAGGCUCUGCUACCUAAUUCAGAUUACUACAGUGGAAUGUACAAAGAAGGUUUGAGACACGGUAAAGGCCAGUAUGUCUUCAAAGGAGGUGCUCAAUACAUUGGCGAAUACAAAAAUGGCAUGAAAGAUGGAGUUGGGAGAUUUCACUACCCCGAUGGUUCCAGAUACAAAGGUGAAUGGAAGGAAGAUAAGCGCCAUGGCAAAGGGAAGUAUACUUACUCACAAGGAGAUACUUACGAAGGGGAUUGGGAAAAGGAUGAGAGACAUGGUUUGGGCACAUAUACUUACAAGGCUUCGGGAGUUAUAAUGUUUGGUAUUUGGGAAAAAGGGAAGAUGGAAGGAAGAGGAAAAAUAACUUACCCAACGUUUACGUUUCAUGGCAUCUUUUUGAACAACAUGCCCAUAGGAAAAGGACGUUUUGUUUUCAACGAAUACUGUAUCCAAGAAGGUCAUUACAUUCAUUUGAAAGAUGAAUCAGCCAGAUCGGAAGAAGAAGCUGUGGGUGAAGAGGAAGAGAAGAUGUCACCCAGGGAGGGAUACCCAAAGGGAAUUACUCCAGUAUGGAGACCAAGGAAGAUUCUACCUUACUCUCUUGAUCUCAUUCCUCCCGAUCCUAAACUGCCUCCCAAGCCACCACCAACACCUCCUCCUUCUCUUAGGUUAUCUGAGGGUGAAGAUAAGAAGAGUGAUGACCAGAAAAAAGACUCAACAAAAUCUAUCGGAAGCAAGGAAAGUAAAGUAGAAGACAGCAAUGAAGAGAAACCAGAGGAUGUUGAAGGAAAUGAGAUAGAGAAUAAGGAAGGACUUGAUCCAAUUUUAGAAGAGUCUAGUCCUGAAGAAACACUGUCUCCAACUGAAGAUGAAAAAAACAAGUCCUGAGUUAACAGAUGCAGAAGAAGAAUGAAUACAAUUGUUUUCGUCACAAUGAAAAGAAAACUAAUAUUGUUACUUGUUAGUUCUCAAUAAAUAUUUCAAUUUACA